GCGUAUAUAAACAACAGUAAGAGUGUUUGUAUGUACACAAACGAAUACAAAUUAGAAAUAAUGUGCACUGCUACUAGCUGUCUUUAAAAACGAUAGACGCAGACAGCAGAGUUGUUCAUAUUUUCGGUGUUAUCAUUUGUGUCCGGGGACAGGCGCUGAGUAUUAAACAUCAUUUACCAAACAGAGAAGAUUUUUAACAAUGACUUCGACGACUUACAUAACUUUAAUAUGCCUAGCCUUUGUAGGAGCAGCUACAGCAGGCAGUGAUUGGUCAUAUAAGGAUAUGUCAAAGUGGAAAGACUCUAAUAUGAAUUGUGUAAAAAAUUCUCAGUCACCAAUCAACAUUGAAAUUUCCAAGGCUGAAUUGAAAGAAUUAGGGGAUUUUAACUUCUCUAAAUAUACGAAGUUGAGCAACGCUAAAUUGUCAAAUAAUGGACAUACUGUGCAAUUAGAGGUUAAAGGACUUACUUUAUCUGGAGGUAAUCUGACAGGUACUUACGAUACUCUCCAAUUACAUUUCCAUUGGUCUGCAAAUGUGACAACGAAAGGAUCGGAACACACUGUUGAUAUGAAAAGUUACCCACUAGAAAUGCAUAUCGUACACGUGAACCCAAAAUACCAUAAUGUAUCUGUGGCCCUAACGAAACCCGAUGGUUUAGCUGUUCUUGGUUUCUUUUUCAAGAUUGGAGAUGAAAAUCCUCAAUUAAAGACAAUCAUACCAUACGUUGGCAACGUUACGAGUUCGGGAAAGAAUAUUAAAAGUUUCGAUCUGAAGGGCUUGAUUUCAGAGGCAACUAAGUCUGACAAAUAUUUCCGAUACAGUGGAAGCCUUACAACUCCUCCUUGCUCUGAAGCAGUCAUAUGGACCGUUUAUGAAAUGCCACUCAAAAUAUCUCAGAAGCAGCUGAACGUUUUAUGGAGUGCUGAAGAUGGUCAUGGAAAGAGAAUGACAAAUUAUCGACCAGUUCAGCCAUUAAAUGGAAGAAAAGUCUUUAAGAACAUCCCUGGCUCUGGCUCUGGCUCUGGCUCUGGUAUGACUAAAGCAUUCUCAGUAUUGGUUGUCUUUUCCGUUGUUUUAUCCUAUCUUAGUUAAUUAACUAAUGUUGUUUACAUUACAUUUUAUAUUUUAUGAUAUAAUUUUAUAAUAUAAUUUUCUAAAGAGAAUUUAGAGCUAUAAGUAUGUUCGUUUAUAUAAAUAUAUAUUCUAAACAAUAUACGAAAAUGUAUUUACAAAAUACUAAAAUACGUUAUUAUUAUUCUCAGCAACGUUUGUCCCACCGAACAAUAAAGAAAGUUUUCAGUAUUAGUUCCUGUUCAAAACUAAUGAAGGUCACAAGACCGAAAUUAGUUAUGGCUCUAAAUGACUUUCACCAAUCAAUUGGCACUGAAAUUAGUUGUCAACGUUUCAGGCAGUAUUGUUUUGAUUUAGUCCCACCGAACAAUAAAGAAAGUUUUCAGUAUUAGUUCCUGUUCAAAACUAAUGAAGGUCACAAGACCGAAAUUAGUUAUGGCUCUAAAUGACUUUCACCAAUCAAUUGGCACUGAAAUUAGUUGUCAACGUUUCAGGCAGUAUUGUUUUGAUUUAUGAAUUCUCACAAUUUUUAGACCGGCUUGAUUUGAAACCACAAUGUAACACAAUGAAUAAAAAUAUUAUUCUAACAGUAAUUAACAGAACCAAUUCCCCUUCAUGCUAUAUGCAUGUAGGUUCUGU
Molecule: messenger RNA, 1711 nt
Organism: Octopus sinensis (East Asian common octopus)
Lineage: Eukaryota; Metazoa; Mollusca; Cephalopoda; Octopoda; Octopodidae
Product: carbonic anhydrase 2
Exons: 8
Coding region: 200-1093 (297 amino acids)
Cellular component (GO): plasma membrane
Molecular function (GO): carbonate dehydratase activity; zinc ion binding
Source: RefSeq, a predicted model, not a curated record